Molecule: messenger RNA, 849 nt
Organism: Oryza brachyantha (malo sina)
Lineage: Eukaryota; Viridiplantae; Streptophyta; Magnoliopsida; Poales; Poaceae
Product: horcolin-like
Exons: 3
Coding region: 47-523 (158 amino acids)
Molecular function (GO): carbohydrate binding
Source: RefSeq, a predicted model, not a curated record
UCAAAAUCAGCAGGUUAAUUCCUUGAAAAUAGUCAGAGGUACGACGAUGUCGGUGGUGAAGAUUGGGCCUUUUGGCGGGACAGGAGGCAGGAUGAUGGACAUCAAUCCCAACCAUGUCCCGGCUCAGCUGAACAGCAUCAUGAUCUGGCACAACGAACCCAGCGGGAUCAUCACCGCCAUUAGCUUCAGGUACACCACCGACCAAGGCAACACCUUCACCGUGCCCGAUAAGCCGCCCAACGUGUGGGGCGACCAGCGAUCGAGUCAACCUCACACGAUCGAGAUCGAUAACGAUGAAGAUGAGUACGUGACGAAGAUAGAGGGCAGCCACAACGGGACUCACCUGAGCUCCCUGAGGAUCACGACGAACAAGAAGACGUCGCGAUGGUUCGGGAACCAGAGCAAGGGGCACCAGCAUCAGUUCAGCGUGCCGCUGCACACCGGCGGCAUCCUCGGCUUCUUCGUCCGCGCCUCCACCUGGAUCAACGCCAUCGGCGUCUACGUCGGCCCCAUCGACCAGUAGCCAGCCAUGGCCGACCUCUACCCUGCACCACUGCUAUUCCUCCCCUUCCACGUUAUAAUACUUUCUGAUAUUUCUGUAACUAAAUAAAAUGGGAAUAAGCUUUCUUUCGUUCGUGCCGUGAUGGAUGUAUCCAUGGAUGGAUGGAUAUUUGUGCUCGAUCGAUCCUGUUCCUCGAUGUGGUUUGUGUGCAAUUAUGUGUUGGACAAUGUUAAUUUGCUAUGUGUGUUUGUUUUAUCGGCGAUAUAUCGCCUUUGCUUGGUUUGUACGUACGUACUCUCCUAUUAAUAAAUAAUGGAUGAAUGAAUCAUAAAAAUGAACUACUUUAU